AUGUCUCAACAGAGAACGCCAUUGAGGUCAAGGUCAUCGUUGGCAAAUUUCUCUACAGCCGGAAUGUCGACACCACUGCAACAAACAACGAAACCUCGCGCUACACUAACAGAGUUAAGAAGACCACCAUCUUCACGGACAAUGAGACCAGCGUCUCCUAGAAUGACAACAACGAGGUCAAGACCAAGCUCAGCGAUGGGGAAUUUAUCUAGUGGUAGUAGCAGGCCAACUACACCUUCAUUUGUCAAACAAGUGCCAUAUACUGGAACUAUUACAGUUUCGAUUAGGCCAAAUCCCCAUAGCUUCAAUCCAGCACACUCUCCCUGGGAAAUUGAGCAAUAUUCAAAUACAAUUAAUAACAGAUCGGACUCUGUUUCAUAUAGUUUUGACAAUGUGUUUCCACCAGAGUCUGCGUUAACUAACAGAGAGGUCUAUUAUAAAUCAUGCUCUCCCAUAGUCAAUAAGUUCCUCAAUGAAGGAUUUAAUGGAACUAUAUUUGCAUACGGAAUGACAGGAUCUGGUAAGACAUUUUCAAUGAAAGGAAGCGAUCAAGAUCCGGGGUUUGUUAAAUUAUCUAUUGACGACAUUUUCAGCAAGAUUGAAAAUGACAGAGGAAACAAACAAUUCAGUAUCAGUAUAACCUACUUGGAGAUAUAUAAUGAGAAAAUAGUAGAUUUGUUGAAUACAUCGUCUUCAACAGAACUUAAGAUUAGAGAUGAUCCCGUAUAUGGUACUAAAAUUGUUGGUAUUACGUCUCCAGUUAUAAAUUCUAAAGAACAGCUUUUACUGUUAAUCAAAAAAGGUGAUAAUAAUAGAAAGACUAGUGCAACUGAUUUUAAUGCAAGAUCAUCGAGAUCACACUCCAUCUUACAAAUUAAAUUAAACACCAUUGAUUUACUUAAUAGUACAGAGCAAAACUCAACACUAUCAUUAUGUGAUUUAGCAGGAUCAGAAAGAGCUACAUCAAGCUUAGAGAGGAGAAAAGAAGGUUCGUACAUCAAUAAAUCUUUAUUGGCAUUGUCAACAGUUAUUAAUAAAUUAUCACUUUCGUCAUCAGGAUUAAGUUCACCAAAUACGGGCAAUGAUCAUAUACCAUACAGAGACUCAAAAUUAACACGAUUACUACAACCUGCAUUAUCUGGGUCCUCAUUAGUACUGAUAUUAUGUACAAUUCAUUUAGGAUCACUUAAUUCAGCCCACAGUCAACAGUUUAUAUCUGAAACAUAUAAUACUUUGAGAUUUGCUGCAAGAGCAAAAGAUAUAGUAAUCAACGUCAAUAAAAAUCAACAAUCAUCGAUAGGUGGGGCUGAAACAGCUAGGCUUAUAGAAGAAUUAAAGAAGACUAUUGAAAACCAGAAAAAUGAAAUUUCCAUGUUAAAGUUACACUCUAGUGAUGAUACAAAUAUGGAUAAUUCUGUCAUACUAGAGAAAAACAUGAAGAUUGCACAGGUAGUAGCCGAAAACCAAAUAUUAACAGAGAAAUUAGAACAUCUUACUAGACUAAAUGAUCUACAGAAGACAGAAACUAUAAUAUUACGCAAUGAUACUUUGAAUGAUUUGCUUGGAGCAGGUAUCGAUAAUCUGCUGCUGCAAGUGAUGAUGGCUAACUUAGAGGAGUUUUAUAAAAGGGUAAAUUAUGAAAUAGAUGAAUGCAAAUCGUAUAUUGGCCAUUUAGAGAACCAAUUGAAGAUAACACAUCAGCAAAACGCAUUCAAGAAUGAUUCUAAUAACGGCGUGAAGGAGCACCUGGAUAAACAUAUGGAUGCAGUAUUAAAAGACCAAGAAGAAGAAAUUCUCCACUUGAAAGAGUUAUUAAAGGAUAAAGACCAUGUUAUUAAGAGUCUAACGAAAACGACUAAAUUACGUAAGUUGAUUGAUUCAAAUUAUAACGAUGAAAAUAAACAAUCUAAUACUAUUAAUGAUCCCAAUGAUAAGGAAAACCUCUCUAAUUUUAAAGAAUUCAAUAUAAAUCUGAAGAAGCCACAUGUUAGUUUAGAUAUUUAUUAA
Messenger RNA from Debaryomyces hansenii CBS767, 2007 nucleotides. It is a transcript of the gene KIP2, whose product is annotated as Kip2p. The transcript has a single exon. Gene Ontology annotation, molecular function: ATP binding; microtubule binding; microtubule motor activity. The record is from RefSeq and is a predicted model, not a curated record. Bases 1 to 2007 code for a protein of 668 amino acids. Gene Ontology annotation, biological process: microtubule-based movement. Lineage: Eukaryota; Fungi; Ascomycota; Pichiomycetes; Serinales; Debaryomycetaceae.